AUGGAAGCCCCAGAAAUCUCGUGGAAUCCACUAGAGAUCCUUCUCCUCUUCCGAUGCGUGGCGAAUCUAGGCCUUUCUGACAAACCUCUUCCCAACUCCUCUCCAACCGUACCUGUUAGCGCAGGGGCCGGAGCGAUAGCCGGCAACAGCGAUUCAGAUGGGUUCGUAAGCCGGGGCGGUGACGGCUGGGCGGUAGUGGCGACGGAGAUGCAGAAGCGGUCGGCGUUUGUGUCACGGCGGUCGUUGGAUCGCCCGCACACUGCGCAGGUUCGUCGGAUCCGCAUGUGCUCACCGCUGUCUUCCCGUCUUGCUAUUCUCUCAUCUUUCUUCUGGCCUGGGAGUUACGCUGCCGUUGCUACUCGUGCUGCGCGUGCUGCUCGUGCUGCUCAUGCUUCUCCUGUUGCUCCUGCUGCUCCAGCUGUCACCACUGACGGCAUUCCAUGUCCUCCUUUCUCCCUUCCCCCGCACGCUGUCAAAGCAACCGCAUCCUCUUCUCUUUCCCCCCGGCACCCGUCCGCCACUCCCUCGCCCCUCACUGCAGGAGUGCUCGCAAGUGUAUGCCAGAGAGGGCGCUCAGGAGAAGAAGCAGCAGGGGUAGAAGAAAACGAAGGGGUACGGGCAGAGGAGGAUGGAGGAGGAAGGAGAGAGAAGGGGCAGGAGGGUGAGGGGGAAGGGGGGGGAGAGAGAGAGGGAGAGGGAAAGGGGCAGGGACAGAGACAGGUUAGAGGAGCAAGGGCGCAUGAUGGGGAUAGAGGAGAGAUGGUGGAAGAAUGGGUAAGGACAGCAGUUGUGAAGAGGCUGCAGCGAUGGACGCAGGGCAGAGAGAAGAAGAGGCGUGUGGGAGGAGAGGAGGACGCGGGGAAGGGCGCGAGCAGGGAGGAAAAAGAGCAGGAGCGGCAGGGACAGAGGCAGGAGCAGCAAAGGCAGGAGCAGGCGCGGCAGGGGAAGAGACAGGAGCCGGUGGAGCAGGGGGGUAAAUCGGUGUUAAGGGAGGGUGUGGGCGAAAAAGAAGGCGAGGGGGAAGUCGAUGAUGCGGGUGAGCGGGGUAGGGGGAAGAGUGCGCUGGAGCGAAGGCAAGGGCAUGCAGAGGGGCCAGCAAGGGCAGAGAAUUCUGAUGGGGCUGUGCCCCUAGAGCGCAGUCAUAGGGUCUCCGAUCAUGAGGAGCAUGGAGGGGAAACAGGCAGGGAGGGGGAUAGAGAGAGGAGGGGAGGAUGGAUGGAGAGAAGAGGUGCGGAUGAGAUGGGGGAGGGGUUGGGCAGAGACGGAGAGGAGGGGAGAGAGAAGGUGGUGGGAGAGAGAGGGAGGAGGCGAGAGGGAGAGGAGGAGGCUGGAAUGAGGGUUGCUGGUGGGGAGUGUGCAGGUGAUGGUGGGGCGAGAGAUGGGGAUGGGGAGGAGGAAGGAGCGUCAGUAUGUAGGGAAGGGAAGGGUGAGAGGGAGGGCGACUGGGGAGGAGGAUUUGGGAGGGCUAUGGCGGGUGGGGAGCUUUCAGGGAAUGCCAUGGCUGGUGGUAGCGGGAGAGGGAAGGGGGAGAGGGGAGGUGGGGGAGAAGAAGGAGAGGGGGAGGGCGGAGGAGGUGGAGGGGAAGGAGGAAGGGAAGGUGAAGGGGAAGAAGGAGGGGGAGGAGGUCUUUUGAAAAGAAUGGGAGAAGGUGGAUUGAGGAAAAGGGGAUUCGAAGACAAGCUAAGCCAUGUGCAUGCAGGCUCUUCUGAGGGCAUUGGUAGGGGUGACGCUGGGGGUGCAAGUGGAAGGGCGGAGGGGGGUACGGGAGGAGCUAGGGUUGCGGUGGUCGGGGAGGGGGUUGCGGUGGUAGGGGAAAGGGAUGAAAGAGACGGUGGGCCGUGGGAGGUGAUGGGAGUGGAGGGGGGUGGAGGAGGAGGAGGAGGAGGAGGAGGAGGAGGAGGAGGAGGAGGAGGAGGAGGAGGAGGAGGAGGAGGAGGAGGAGGAGGAGGAGGAGGAGGAGGAGGAGGAGGAGGAGGAGGAGGAGGAGGAGAGCAGCAGACCCGCAGUGGUAGUGGGGGAGCAAGGGAGGAGAGAGAUGUGUGCGAAGGUCCGGGGGCGAAAGAGAAAGAGGGAUGGGGGAGGAAGGAGGCAGCAGCGGAGUGUAGGAAGCAGCAACAGGACGCAGUGCCAGAGGGUGGAGAGGCGAGAAGGGAUUUGCGAGUGGUUGCAUUUGCAUGUAACGGAGAUGUGACACAAGGGAGGGAAGAUGUGGAUGGUUCUAACGAGGGUGAUGUGAUACAUGGUGGGAGUAAAGAGGGAUCGGUGGCGGGUGGAGGCGAGGUGGAGGAGGGGAACGGAGCUGUGGGGGAGGGGGGAGUGAGCGCGCAGGAAGGAAGUCCUGCAGUGGCUGUGGAGAGUUCGAAACAAUCCUUUGCUAGGGUGAAGGGGACUGGUGUUGGGGAAGCAGCGGUGAGAGAUGCAGCGGGAACAGACGAGCAGAGGGGAGUAGCGGGAAGGGAGGAGGGUGAGGGGGUAAGGGAGGGGAGCGGGGAUGAGAGGGGAGUUGGCAGGGGAGUGAGCGCGGGAGGGGUUGGGGAAUCAAACGAGGAGGUGUGUGUUGUGGAAGAUGCUCAAACAGCGCAAGAAGUGCAAGCAGUGCAAGAGGUACGGUCCGUGGCAGCAGUGGCAGCAGCAUCACCACCACCAGCAGAAACAGCAGCAACAGCAGCAGCAGCAGCAGCAGUAGGGCUUGCAGGGGGUUUGUGCUCAGUACUACCAGAGCAGAAUGUGAAGGAAGGGGCGGUGGGGCGGGUGCAGUACAGGCGGAGAAAGGGCGGCUCUGGGUCCACACCGCACAAGAAGCGAGGCCCUGUGUCUCUUGCGGGUGUGCCUGUGUGCGAAUUGGACGCUGCUGCUGGUGAUGGCGGUAGUGGUGCUGCUGGUCCUGGUGCUGGUGCUGGUGCUGGUGCUGGUGCUGGUGCUGGUGCUGGUGCUGGUGCUGGUGCUGGUGCUGGUGCUGGUGUUGGUGCCGGUGGGGAAGGGGGUGAUGGGGGCGUGGGAGUGGGGGAGGAGGGGGUGGUGGAGCAGCAGCAGUGGAGACCGAGCUUGGGGAAACACUUUGAGAGCAGUCAACAGCAUGAGAAGGAGGGAAAGGAGAAGGAGAAGAGGGAGGAGAGGGAGGAUGGGUUGGAUGGGAGGGUUGUGGAGCGGAGAGAGGAGGGAAGGGAAGCAGAGGCGUGUAUAGGGCUACUGCAGGAGGCAUGGGGGGAGAGGGCGGAGUGUGGUGGGUGGGAGGGCGGGGUGGGGGCAGUGGUGGGGAAGUCAACAGUAGGGAGGGCAGCGGCGGGAAGGGAAGUGUUGCAAGGAGCUGAGAGGCAGGAGGUGCAAGGGCCGUCCAGCCCACGCAAGAGACUCAAACGCUCGGGCUCCUCUGCCAAAAAGCCAUCAUUCAGUGCGUCUGAUCCUGGUGUUGCUGCUACUGUUGCUGGCGUGCCAGGGAAACCUAUGCAUGGUGAAGAGAUGGGCAUGGGAACGGGAACGAGUCCUGUGGUGGAAGAAGAGGAGCAGCGUGCAGUGGUGCAGGCAUGGCGUGGCAUGUGCACGCAUCCCCUUGCCGCCACCUUCUCUUGCCCUCCUCACUCCAAAGAGCACCCAGACUACACUUCCAUAGUGCGGCAGCACAUCGACCUAAGUAUCAUCGGCAGGCGGGCUUUAAGUGGCGAGUACCCGUCCCGGCAUGCCUUCUUCCGGGACGUGGUACAGCUGCUGGCCAAUGCCUUUGUGGCCUUCCCCCACGACUCGCACCACUUCACCGCAGCGCUCUCCUUCCGCUCGCACCUCUGCCAGGAGAUGACAGCAGCGUUCCCCCAGGACUCGUGGCCUCUCCCCUUGUCAGACCGCGGGGCAGCAGGCAUGCACGCUUCCUGCAGCCACAGCAGCCGCGAGAGCUUCCCCUCAGGGCCCCGUGCAGGCGCAGGGAGGGUGGGGCGAGGGGUGACGCGGGGGAGAAGGGGCGGGGUUGGUGGGGAGGAGGGGUGGGAAGAGGGGGAGGAGGGGGAGGAGGGGGAGGAGGGAGAGGAUAAGGGUGGGAGGAUGGAACAAGAAGGCACCAAGACUGCUGAGCAUAAUAACCACACAGAGAAACUAAGAGAGGGAGAAGCGGCGGGAGCAAACAGAGGUGGUGAAGGGGAGGGGGGGGAGGCGGAGGAGGAAGGGAGGGAGGGUCGGUUGUCUGGGUGUCGAUCCGGGAGGAGCAAGGCGAGCAGCAGUGGGAGAAGCACAGGAGGGGCGUCAACAGGAGCAGGGUCUACAGCAGGCGAGACAGAGAGCGGUGCAGGGAGGGGAGAUGGAAGGGGGAGCGGGAGAGAGAGAAGCUCACAAAGUGAGGCAGAGGCAGAGAAGGUAGCAGCAUGGGAGGGGGGAGCUGGCACGCACACCAGCCCGACAAGUCCCACCAGUGCUGGUGGGGAGAGUGCAGGGGGCAUGGUGACGCGGCACAGGAGGCGCAUGCGGGGUGACUUUUGA
Closterium sp. NIES-65 is the source of this 4464-nucleotide messenger RNA. The record is from the annotation of a GenBank genome assembly. Lineage: Eukaryota; Viridiplantae; Streptophyta; Zygnematophyceae; Desmidiales; Closteriaceae.